CGGGCUUCAGUAGCCCUGCUGCUCCCUUGAUCCUUGCCUGCCGGGGGAGAGCGAGAGAGCCCUUGGAUCAUAUAAUAAGCUCGACAGACCCUCCAGUGGAACCCUCAGUUGCACACAUCAAGUUUGGGGCCCUACUGUAUGCCUGAAAUCGAAUCAAAAGACGAGAGGUAGUCUACCAUCCAAGCGCAAAUACACCUUGAUCGACUCCAUAGCCUCCUUCUCUGAUCCAUCCACCACUCAUAUCAAUCCGCGUGCCCAAGCUCCCGUCUCUCUCGGUCUCUCCCUCUUUUCUCUCUUGCAUCAAACUCCUUACUACUAAUUCACAUCUUCCACUUUCUCUUAUACCAACUCCAACCAUGGCAAUGUACAUGUCCUCAACCGCAUCUUCGACGACACACAUCAGGUCUCCCUCUGGAACCCCCAUAGACUCUCCACACGAGAUGACUCGAUCACCAUCCGCCGAGCCAAGCAAGCCUGCCAAGCGGAAGGGUACUCGCAGCGUCUCGACUUUGACGCCGUCCCAACUGGCUAGGAAGAGGGCGAACGACAGAGAAGCACAGAGGGCCAUUCGCGCACGAACAAAGGAACACAUCGAACGCCUCGAGAGGGAGGUCGAAGAGCUCAAGAGCAAGCAGAACCGCGACGAGACGCUCCAAGAACUCAUCAGGAAGAACAAGUACCUCGAGAAGGAGAUCGCCAGGCUGCGCGAGACUUAUGGCAUCCCCACCCCGCCAACAUCCCACCCAUAUGCGCCGUCCAUCUACGACGACUCUGCAGUUUCCAGCCGGACCUCAUCAUCUUUUGGGCAACAUUCGCCAGACUACCAUCAGGUCGGAGAGUAUGGAGCUUCCUACAUGACAACCCCCGAGCCUUCCGAACCGUGGACAUCAGUCUUACCUUGCUCCAAUGUUUCAAGCCCAGCAUCGUCCGGAAGUGCAGAAGAAUACGGAUAUAUCCCAACCAGUGUUCCCGCCGGAAUUGAAGGACUCCCUCCCACGUCGCGCGUUGGUGCCUGCAUGAAAUAUGAGGAUAUGGAUAACGAGAACGGAUACCCGCGAAGCAACGGCGUCCCAAUGCCCCCAACCUAUAUGCACCAACAGCAGUGGCCCGUACCAUACAGCGCAACGGUUUACUACCCCCAAUCGCCGGCUCUCUGAGCGGCCCCGGAUCAUUUGGCUCCCCUCCGUCGCUGGUGGGGAGUCAAGUCGAGACCGGCGACGUUGAUGAGUGCUCAUCGACACCGUGUCACGACAAUGGUCUCAAACCAAUCCGGCGACGCCCGAAAUGGGCAAAACUUGAAUUCAAAGACGAAUGCGAACGACGAAUUGGACGACAGAACAUCGAACCGAUCCCCUUUCGACUCGACGCAGUCAUCAUUUUGGUUGACCAAGAAAACAUUUCGAAGAAACCCAAACGCCGGUUUUCGAGACAGCAUUAGCCAAUUUUUUUUUCUUGCUUGUUAACCUGAGACUUUGAAUGCAUUAGUGUGAGGGAGUGGGCCAGCGGCGGCAACAAACAAGCAGGCAUUUCUCCCAUUGGGAUUUGGCUGUUCGGAUGUUCGAGUGGGGGGAACAACAUUAUUUGAGGCCUGGAAUAUUCGACCGAUAUUCGAUCAGAUCAGUUCCUCAUCGCCGAACUCCCGAAGCUCGGCACCGAUUUUCUGAAUUCGUUGUCAACCGAAAACAUUCGCGAUUCUUUGUUACUCCCAUGCUCGUUCGCAACACUACUUUUUAGUUCGACCUGUCACAUCUGCCAUCACGCACGUGUACCACCACUAGUCCAACUUGUUACCGGACCAGACAACGUUUUUUUUUUCGCCACCGUGCGACCCUGGUCACAAGUGGCUUGGUGUUGCUGUCUGCCAAAAAACUUCCGACAUACCAAGCCCCGGGCUUUAUUAGUGCGUAUCAUCACGCACCCCACAAGAGCCUUCCAUCACUUUAUUGGCAGCAUUUGAUGGCCGGUUGGGUUGACCGGCGAGGAGUACCAAAGGCUUGUGCUCAGCAUAGGUCAGAGGUGUCUUCGCUGGAAUCAAAACACAUAUUCUAUUCUUAUUUCGUUUCCUUGCGCUAGCGUACUGCAACAAUUUUCAUAUAAUUUUUACACCACAAUUUAGGGAGGCUGGUUGUUUUGGACGGCGGCGUCGUGGAGGUUACUCAUAUAUCGGCGUAUCAAGAAAGCUCAUAACCAAAGCUGUAUUUGCUUCUUUGUUUUUUGUAUAUAUAGACUGCAUUGCUCUUUGUCUUGUUCAUAUGGAGUGGGACUUGUCUUUGCGUGGUUGGAGUCUGGGAGCAUAUUGGGUUUGAAUAACAUAACUUGGGAAUCAUCAACAUUUGAUCUUAGUUUUUUUGGGGGGCACUUUCCGCCCACUCAUACAUGCGCAUGUUUUGAAUAGCUUUCCCUGAUGCGUCUACCUAUCUAUUCGUUGGCCAUUGGAUGCACGUUUUCUUCUCAUAUCUCUGCGUUAUGAGCUGGGCGAACAAAAAGUCAUUUCGGCAAUGAAAGUGAAAUUCGGACUGGCGGCAUCUUUGGUGGAGUAUGGAUCGUAUUUUGAGUUUGG
Messenger RNA from Pyricularia grisea, 2560 nucleotides. RefSeq lists its product as uncharacterized. Bases 357 to 1157 code for a protein of 266 amino acids. NCBI's taxonomy places the organism in Eukaryota, Fungi, Ascomycota, Sordariomycetes, Magnaporthales, Pyriculariaceae. The transcript has 4 exons. The record is from RefSeq and is a predicted model, not a curated record.